GUCUCGGAGCUCUUUUCUCUCAGCCUGGCAGCCGGGCUGGUGGCGGUCAACAGCAGCGCGCUCGAGCCGCGCUUCAUUGCCGCCCAGGCCGCCCGGCGGUUGCCGUCCUUUCGCCUGCACGUGUCCGUGUGCGGGCGGCAUGAGAUCCGGCCAAUCACGAAGCAGAAGUGGUCCAUGUUCACCAUGGUGGAAGAGAAGCUGAAGCUGUUCAUUUGCACGGUGCCCAAGGUGGCGGCCAACUCGUGGCUCAUGUGGCUGCGCGCCAUGCUGGGGCAGCCGCACCCAGAGGACCCGCUGCUGGCGCUGGACGAUGACAGGGCGGGCUGGCACAUGCUGCACGUGCACUUCACUGAGAAGCAGGCCGUGCGGGCAAUGACGCGGCCGGACCUGUUCCGCUUCACGUUUGUGCGCAACCCCUUCUCGCGAGUGCUCUCAGCGUACAACAACAAGCUCGUCAUCACCGACUCCCCCAACAACAAGACCGGCCCGGGGUCGAGAGAGUACUGGAACCAUGCGUUUUUCAGGCUGAUUCGGGCGCAGUGGGAGGCAGUGAAGAAGGAGGACGACUUGGUGUCAUUCCACGACUUUGUGAAGCUCGUGGGCCUCGUCUUCAAGGAGAGGCGCUGGCACAUGGACCGCCACAUCGCCCUGCAGAGGGACGUGUGUGCGCUGGGGCUGAUCAAGUACGACUUUGUGGGGCGGUUUGAGAGUCUGGAGGAGGAUGCCAAGUAUGUGGUGAACCGAUUCGGAGGCGACCAUCUCGACAUCUUCAACUUCGGCGUCAACGCGCACCAGACCCGCGCCGACGAGAAGCUCGUGAAGAUGUAUGAUAAAGAAACAUACGAGCGGGUGAAGAAGCUUUAUGCACUGGACCUAGAAAUCCCGUUCAACAACGUUUCGCACACCAUCCCCAAGCCUCUGUUUGACCGCUUUGAGCAGAUGAAAAUUGAACAUUAG
Closterium sp. Naga37s-1 is the source of this 957-nucleotide messenger RNA. Lineage: Eukaryota; Viridiplantae; Streptophyta; Zygnematophyceae; Desmidiales; Closteriaceae. The record is from the annotation of a GenBank genome assembly.